Lithohypha guttulata is the source of this 1080-nucleotide messenger RNA. RefSeq lists its product as uncharacterized. The transcript has 2 exons. The coding region runs from base 1 to 1080 and encodes 359 amino acids. The record is from RefSeq and is a predicted model, not a curated record. Lineage: Eukaryota; Fungi; Ascomycota; Eurotiomycetes; Chaetothyriales; Trichomeriaceae. Gene Ontology annotation, molecular function: magnesium ion binding; oxidoreductase activity, acting on the CH-OH group of donors, NAD or NADP as acceptor; NAD binding.
AUGUCUCCAAUGGCUGUAUCAGAUCGCCGAACACACAGCAUCGCUUGCAUACCUGCUGAUGGUAUAGGGCCGGAAGUUAUCUCAGCCGGCGUUGAGGUGUUGAAAACUGUCGCAGCUGCUGAUGGCACGUUCGACUUGACUUUUGAAGAUUACGACUGGUCUUCUGAAACAUACAAGCAGACCGGCAAAUAUAUUCCAGAUGGUGGGCUUGACCAGUUAAGGAAGCACGAUGCCAUCCUCUUUGGGGCAGUAGGAGCACCAGCAAUCUGCCAGCCUUUUCAACAGUACGCUAAUGUACGGCCUACGAAGAUCUUACGAGGCACCCAGUCACCUUUGCGGAAUGCAACCAGUGGAGAUCUCGACUGGGUGAUCAUUCGGGAGAACAGCGAAGGUGAGUAUGCCGGACAAGGCGGAAGAUCACACAAAGGCAUGCCGUGGGAAGUCGCCACAGAAGUCUCCAUCUUCACCAGACACGCAGUCGAGCGACUCAUACGGUUUGCCUUCGAAAUAGCACAGAGCAGACCUCGAAAACAUAUCACAGUCGUGACAAAGAGCAAUGCUCAACGGAACGGAAUGGUCAUGUGGGACGAAGUAGCAAGCGAAGUUGCCAAGGACUUCUCAGACGUCACGGUAGAGAAAAUGCUGGUGGACGCGAUGACUUGCCGAAUGGUGCUUCAACCAAAAUCGCUCGACACGAUCGUCGCCACGAAUCUGCACGCUGAUAUUCUGUCUGAUCUUGCGGCUGCUCUUGCGGGAUCUAUCGGUAUUGCGCCUACCUCUAAUCUGGACCCUACUCGGAAGAACCCCAGCAUGUUUGAGCCAAUUCAUGGUUCAGCGUUCGAUAUAACAGGCAAGGGUGUCGCAAAUCCCGUGGCGACUUUUUGGACAGCAGCUGAGAUGCUAAAAUGGCUGGGCGAACAUAACGCUGCUGAGACUCUGCUGGAGUGUACGGAGAAAGUCUGUGAGAGUGGUCUUGUUACAAGAGAUCUGGGCGGUACUGCAAACACAAAGGAAGUCACGCAGGCUGUGUGCGAGCAGAUCAAGAAGGCUUAUGCGACGACGGCAAAGGCUAGCAACUAG